AUGCGUCUCCUCAAUACACGGACGGGGCAAUUUCACUGGGUGGACAGCCCAGAGAAAACACGCUAUGCGAUUCUCUCUCAUGUCUGGAGACAAGAAGGAGAGCAAACCUAUCAGGACCUUUUGGCACUCCAGGUCGACGUUAACGCUUCACGCUCUGCGCCAUCUGACGCCAAGCUUCCUGCUGACGAGGUCCUCCUGAAGGCUUGUCCCAAGAUCAGAGCAGCUUGCGCGUACGCUCUCUCCGAGGGCUUCGAGUACCUUUGGAUUGACUCCUGCUGUAUCGACAAGGGAAGCAGUGCCGAGCUAUCCGAGGCGAUCAACUCGAUGUAUCGAUGGUACAGCCAGGCCACCGUCUGCUACGCCUUCCUCAGCGAUGUCUCCAGCGGUCAGAAUCCGAGUGCGCGGCCAUCGGAGUUCCGCCGUAGUCGAUGGUUCACACGCGGAUGGACGCUCCAGGAACUGAUAGCUCCGUGCGCCGUCAUCUUCCUCUCCUUCAGCUGGGAGCUACUUGGUGCCAAAGUCGACCUUUCCAGCGUCAUUCAGGACAUCACAGGCAUCGACAAAGACAUCCUCACGCACGUGAAGCCGCUCGACUCUGUCAGUGUCGCUCAUAGGAUGUCUUGGGCUGCGCGACGCGUCACGACCCGGAAGGAGGACGAGGCGUACUCGCUCAUGGGGAUCUUCGGGAUCAACAUGCCGACUAUCUACGGUGAAGGCCAACUCGCGUUCAUCCGGUUACAGGAAGAGAUCUUGAAGCAAAUUCCCGAUCAGAGCAUCUUCGUCUGG
Molecule: messenger RNA, 786 nt
Organism: Trametes versicolor FP-101664 SS1
Lineage: Eukaryota; Fungi; Basidiomycota; Agaricomycetes; Polyporales; Polyporaceae
Product: HET-domain-containing protein
Exons: 1
Source: RefSeq, a predicted model, not a curated record